AUGGAACUCGACCGAGAACAUUUUCGCGCCAUAAUUUAUUACAACUUUCAGAGACAAUUACCGCAACAAGAAUAUUCGCCACAUCAGUCGACAAUUUCACGUUGGUGUGGAGGAUUCAAACGUGGAAGGGUGAGUCUUAGCGACGAUCCCAGGGUGGGUCCACCAAAAACGGCAGUCACCCAGGAAAACGUCGAUGCUGUGCGCAAACUCAUCUUUGAAGAUAGACAUGUGACAUAUCGCGAGAUUGAGGCGUCCUUGAAGAUCUCAAAGACCUCGAUUCAAAAAAUUUUACAUGAAGAAUUAGGAGUAAGAAAAUUAAAAGCAGCUGGGGUUAAUUGGUGUCAAAAAACGGUUGACGGUUUCAAUUCAGGAAACUCAAAAAAUGUGUACAGCAUUUCGGCUAUUUUAGUGUUCCAAGGUGAAGAAAAGCCAACAAAACAACAAUUGCUCUUUAUCGAGCAAAGAACUGUUACUGCGGAUUGGUAUACCACCAUUUGUAUGCCAAAAGUCAUCACCGAGCUUCGAAAAAUCAACCCCGAAAGAAGAAUCAUCCUCCACCAAGACAAUGCAAGCUCGCACACAGCCCAAAAAACAAGACAGUUUUUAACGGAAGAAAACGUGGAAUUAUUGGACCAUCCUCCAUAUAGGCCCGAUCUAAGUCCUAACGAUUUCCCUAACAUUAAAAACAGACUGCGUGGUCAAAGGUUCCAGUCACCAGAAGAAGCAGUUGACGCAUUCAAAAAUGCCGUUUUGGAUCUGCCAGCAAACGAGUGGAAUAAGUGUUUCGAAAAUUGGUUCGAGCGCAUGCAGAUGUAUGUUAAUCUUCGUGGAGAAUACUUCGAAAAACAAUAA
Messenger RNA from Acanthoscelides obtectus, 852 nucleotides. NCBI's taxonomy places the organism in Eukaryota, Metazoa, Arthropoda, Insecta, Coleoptera, Chrysomelidae. The record is from the annotation of a GenBank genome assembly.